AUGGACAAAGGACUUAAAAGUUCCAAAUGUGUAGCUUUGAAAGCAAAGAAGGCACCGAUCUCCCAAACGCUUAGUGUCCUAGGAUGCAGUACACUAAGCUACAGAAGGCCAUUACCAUGCAGCUCUGAAACCAAGAUCAAACGAGGUGAAUCAGUGGGAGAUGUGUUCCUAAACGCCAUCUCCUCUUCCACACCUCAAGAUGAAACAGUGGAAACGGACCCUCAUUCUGAGGAAGAAGUAAGCAGUGUUGUAGGUCUAGAGACUUCAUUUCCAAAAGCAGAAGAAUCAGAGAUUGGCUUAAUGUCCUGCGAUACAAAUUGUGAUGGAAAUCUUGGAAGGAAAUGGGAUAGUACCAUUUCUGAAAAAAAGCUACAGGAUCAAAAAGACUUAAGAGAUUCAAAACCUGCAAGUUUGUCUAGUCCUGCAUCAGCUCAAUCUAAAAGUGAGAGCUACACGUUGGAAUAUGCGGGCAAAAAGGAUAUGCGUCCCAGGCAUAAAAUGUUGGGGGCAAAACAACCAGGAUAUCCUACAGGAGGCCAUAGAAAGAAAAAGCAGCACAAAAUUAAAUACCAGGAGGGAGAGAAUCGGUGGUGUGCAGGUGGGAUAGAGUCAUUAUUCAGUGACACCGAAGAUGCUCCAAGUCCAUCAUCCAAAUUGAUUAUGGAUAAACUAUCAUUUGAUACAACAAAAAGGGACACGCUACCUGAGCGAACCCUUGAAAGUAUUGUGAGUAAUCAUACAACAGUAGAAAAGGGAAAGGUAGAAGAAAACAUUGCCCCAAAUUGCUUGAGAUCUGUAGAUUUUUUUAUAUCUGUUUCGUCUGACUCCAAAAGCAAGGGAAACAUAAGACAACUAUUGAAAAGUGAAAUUAUAAAAAUAGAUAUUAAUUUAAUGAGUCAAAAUGUAGAGUUAAAUGAUGAGUUUACUCCAGAGCCUGACUUUUUGUCUGAGAUCCAUCCUACUCAAAAUGAAAAGCAGAAUGAAUUUAAAUCCGGGAUGUGGAAAACAACGAAUCCCAAGACAAUUGUCCCGCACAAGAAACAGCAAGAGUCCGAUGUCCCAGAAGCUAUCUGGAGUUCGACUUGUGCUUCCAUUACUAUGUAUCCUAAAAUUAUAAAAUCUAAAGAUAAGGCAAAAACAGAUGAUGCGAAAAACACUCUGCCCAUCAGACAGAAAAAACUGAAGGCCAAGAGAACACCGGUUUCCCAGUGCCUUGGAAUUGGUACUGGGAGCAAUACAAAAGGACAGAGAGUUCGCAUACAGCAGCCAAAGGCAUUCCUAUUGAGCGAAAAUGUAGCAAAUCUAGUUCUUGAAGGUCAUUUGGACUCUGGAUGCCUUAUGUCUCAGCAUAAAAUGCUUGCAGAAAUGAAAAUGAAGCAGGACAAGCUGAAAGAGGGGGAAGGCAUCCUCUUACGUGUAAAGAUGGAUAAACUACUAACCAAAAGGCCUCUGUUGUCAUCAGGAUGUGUCGAUGUGUCCAGCGUCAUUGAAAAACUGGAAGAAAAUAAUGGAAAAGAACAACAAAGUCACCAAGACAUUUUAGCAGACAUUCCCCAGGGCUGUGUGCAACCAUCACAGCCCGAGUCACAACAAACGAAAGCACUUCACCAUGACAUGUUAGUUUUACAAAGACAGGUGUGCUUUGAACCAAUUUCACGGAAUGAUGGAACUGAUCACAUUGAUAAGAGUGCUACGCCAAUCACUCUCAGGAGGCCAGAACACUAUAACACAGAUCAAAAAGAACUCCAAGUUCUUUCAUUAGACAUUUUCCCACCAUGUAGAGAUUACUUAGUGGUUAGCCCACAAAUAGAGAAACCUUACCAUGUGAAGUCAAAAGUUGGCUUGGAAAGAGAAGUAGUAUAUGGUGGUGUAUUUCCAAAGAAGACAGACACCAGUGGCAAUAUAUAUGAUACCCAAAGAGUUAGAACAAAUGCAGAACCCCUUCAUCUGGAAAACAUAGGAGAGUUACCUAAGGAAGGAGAAGUGUGUAUUAGCAGAAAAAAUAUAUCCAGUCUUUUGGGGGACGAAGGAUUAAAUGACACUGGUAUUUUUCUAAAUUCCAAAGGACAGAAAUUUCUAGGGGGUCUGCACAAAACAUGUCCAGCUUGGAAAGAACAGGCAAAAACAUCUAGCGAUCCUAAAAGUAUUCUAGAUUCUGUAUCCUGUGCCACUAGGAGGCCUCUCCAUUUAAACCAGACACUGAGUACGACAAGGAGACAAGAUGAUAAUAUCUCUCUAAAUGUCAGUGUGGACCCAUGGGGUCAUAAAGAACGAUCGGAGUUAUUAAGUGCUAUUCCAAUGCGAUCACAAAGAUGGAAAGUGGACUUUUCAGAAAAACCAAGGGUAAAGCAGCUGAACAUUUGUAACCAGAAUAAAGAGAAAAUUCUGGAAUCCAUUUUCUCAUGUGUGUUGCGUCAAUUCCACACUGUAAAUUCAAAGAGACAAGGAAUGUCGAGUUCAUCAGUUUUAGAAAAAGCAUCGAAUGAAGUUAGUAUUCCAGCAGAUCCUCCUCCACGUACUGAAGGGAUUGACCCACAUUUUGGAGGGAGAGAAGAACACCCGGGAAGUACACCCACAGCUUUUCCGACACGGGUUUCAAGCUCUCUGCACGAUACGUGUCAGAUUGCCUCACCACAACGAAGCGAAGCAGUAAAGCCAACAAGUAGUCGACAGUACACUUCGGAUACAGAAACGAGGAAACAGAGAGAAAAACAUAGGUAUGAUCAUCUCCCAAAGCCUACAUCUCACUCCAAAACAGAUCUACUUCAAAUGACACAUGACUCUUCAACUCCACAGACCAGACAAACACUAAGAAAAUUGGACAUGAUCAAUGGCUAUACUCAGAAAAGAAGAAACAGACAGACACAAUAUCACCCGCCAAUUUCCUAUGAUAGCGUCCAGGAGACUUUGUCUUACUCUCAAAAUUAUCCCUGUCAUUGGCCACACUUAAUGCCUCAGAUGAAGGAAGUGUCUGAAUCAGGUCGUGUUUCAAACAGGAAAAAAGGACUAGACUUGUGUUUUAAAAAUCAAACAAGUAUGGAAUGCUUUGUGCCAUUAAUGGCUCCAAGGCAAAUGAAAACACAAAAUGCAAUGCUGCCUUUGGAAGCAUGCAGUAAAACCAUAAAAUACUGGAAUCCUGUAUUUUCGAAAGGAACCCAGUCAUCAGAUAAGCCACAGGUCACUGAGACAAUAGUUAAUAGUAACUCACCCAAGAUAAGAGUUACAAAGAAAGGAGACUUAUGUAAGGCCAAAGAAAAGCAAAUAGAAGCAUAUGUGCCUAGAAUACUUUUACAUUUUCUUUCAAUAUGUAUGCAUCUUUGGCAUGAAAAUAAGAGACAGAAGGGUGGCCUGAAAGAGGGGGUUAUGAAAGGCAUACGAUGGCCCGAAAGUAGAGCUCUGAAAUCUGUAUUUUCAGAUACAUUUGGUGCCACUGACUGCGAUAUCACAAGCAGUGGACUAGAAAUGCAAUGGAACAUAAAAGAUAAAAUAAUAAACAUAAAACAGAGGCAUGGUGACCAAAAUUGGAUUGUCACAAAAAUAGGUGAGCCCAUCCCUUCUUUACCUCACUUCAAAUCAGGUGAAGAGGCAACAGGUGUGAUUGGCUCCAGUAGUAUAAAAAGAACAAAACAAGCAUCGCAAGAAGAGAAUGGUGCAAAGGCAGUAGAAAUGAAAGGAAUAAGGGACUCUGACCUUAUUUCAAAGACAGAGAAGUCAUCACUGUCACAUGUCACUGGGGAAGAAUUACCUUUGUUAUUUAAUAUUGUAAAACAAGAGAAAAAGGUACAACUUGGUGAAGGUAAAUUAGCUGUGAAACUGACAAACACUUGCACUUUCUUACCAUCUUUGUGCCAUGCUAAUUUGAAUUCAACAAUAAAAGUAGGACAGAAUAAGUCAAAAAUACUAAGGAGCAACCUGCCACCACUAAAGUCCCAGAAAUCAUCAAAAGUCAGAGAAGUAUCACUUUUAGAGUCAGCUAAUCAAGCUAAUUUAAACAAUGUAAUAGAAGUAAAAUGUCUGCCACAGAGGAAGAAAGAAUGUGCAGAAAAUAAAGUCGAUGUAAAGGAUAUAAUGGACCUCAUAUGUACCACUCUAACAAGGAAGCAGUCACCUUUUAAUCACUUCCUGCAUGGAAGGGGACCAUGGCGGAACGACAAACACCGAAAGAAAAUAGCUCAAGAUAAUAAAAAUAGUCUAAGCACAGUUCCAAAUAAACUGUGGGAUUCCAUUCCCUCUUCACCUCAGUUGGAGUGGGAUACUGAAAUAAAUGAAAUUUACAAGCAAGGAAUAACAAGAUUCUGUCUUCCAUCAUUGACACUCCAGGAACUGUCAGAUGCAAUGAGAACAGAUAAGAAGCCAAGUGAUGCUACCUUAAGCGGUAUGAGAAGAGCAAAACAUUUGCCACGGAAAGGCGGAGUGGAAAUAGCUCCUGCAGAAAUGAUACAGUCGGAAAGAAUAACUGUGAGGCUGAAGCAAUCUUCAGUAGUGAGUAAAUUACAGUUGAAUACUGAAGAAGAGGAGAAAAGGAUGCAGGAUGAUAAACAAGGCACGAUUCAGAGUGACUAUUCCAUCUCUUUUCCACCUUAUUCUGAAGUGGACAUGAACACAAAAGGAGAAGAAGCUAGGCAAAGGAAGGUAAGAUUUUGUCUUCUACAGCCAGAGCUUCAGGAGACAUUGGCUAGAGAUGAAAUAACAUACAAAAUGUCUGCAUCUAGUCCUACCUCAAACGGUGUAAUAAAUGCCACAGAAAAGAUAAUGUACAAAGAAAGGGAGACUUCGAAAGUGGAAGAGGUCAUAUCUUUGAAGAAAAAUAAAUCAUCACAUUUACAGAAAAUUCAGCUCGAGAAAAAACAUCAAGAGAAAUAUCUACAAGAUGAUGUUCUGACCAGUUCUAAUGAUUCGACACCUUCUCAUCCAAAACUGAAUUUGAAUGUAGAAGAAAUGAACUAUGUAACCAAAACAUCGAAGUAUUCUCUUCCAGAACUAGCAUGCAAGAUAUCAUCGGUGGCAGUGAGAAAAGCAAGUAAAAUGUCCAUCAAGGGUAAGAUCACAAGUGGCACCGAAAAUGUAAAAGAAUAUGUACUGCAAAAAGAAGAUGAUAAAGUAAAAAUAUUAGCCAAGAAAGACAUAAUAUAUCCAAAAGAUAAAUAUUGGAAAGGAAGUAAAGAGCAAGGGAAAAUGGACCCACAAAGUGAAAAACAAGCAAAACCAGAUGGAGAAGGCAUCAAACAAAAGAAACAGGAUGGCACAGAUCAAAAGAAAGUGGAGGGGGAAGGCAGAGAACAAGGAAAAAGUAGAGACCAUAAAAUGCAAGGGAAAAUGGAGCUACAAGGCCAAAAGCAAGAGAAAAUAAACAGAGAGGACAAAGAACAAGAGGAAUGGAAUCGAGAAGAUAAAGGACAAGAAAAAGGGGAUCCAGAAAGUAAAGGCGGGCAAAAGACCACAGAUUCAGAGGGUAAAUUGCAAGGGAAAGCAGAUGCAGAAGGUCGAGGACGUGGGAACAGAGGCCCAGCGUGCAAAAAUACAGAGAUCGUUAUAAAGCAGGAGGAGACGUUAGAACUCGACGUGGGUAGGAAAAGGACAGUGUUCACCAGCCUCCCCAUGCUACCCGCGGGGCACAUGGGCAUCACCGAGCUCAACAACGCCCUGGGAAGGAAAGCAGAGCUGACCUUGCUUGGUCCGGCCCGGGAAGCGCAUGUUCUGGAACUGCUUCAGAACUCCCUCAAACUACUCUGGACCUUUCUGCUUCAGUCUGGACACCUAGAGGGGAUUCAGAAAACGAACCAAACCACCCCCGUCCACCUGGAGCAGCGGGGGGGAAACGAGGCUCAAGGCGUCACCCAUGCAGAGAACACCUGCCCCGGCCAGCAACCACAAGAAAAGGGGGGGCGAGCAUCGCCUGGCACAAACCCAAACCUGCAAGCGCGGGAAGCCCUGGGGAGGGCACCGAGUCCCCCCAAGGAGACAGGUGCAGAGCAUCCUACGCCGCCACCGAGGCUGGGUCUCGCCGGACGGGGCGCGCCCACCCGCGGGACGGGACGUCGCUUCAGGAGAACGGACGGUGUGAUUUCCCGGAGCCGAAGGAACCCAAGGGUCGUGAUCGGAAGAAACCUUUGCCUGUGCGUGAGGAGCCCCGGUGCGGGAGGCCCCGGGCGCGCGCGGGGAGCCGCUGUCUCCCGGUUCAAGGAGGAUGCAGCCCGCGCGAGCCCCGCGAGCGCCGGGGCGCCCCUUGGACGCGGCGGAGGGGACGGGCAGCUCCCCCCGGGGGCGGCAGGAAGCGGGGGGAUCCAGAAGCUGCGCCUGCACGUCCUGGAGCGGGAGGGCAGGCUGCCCCCCAAGUGCGUCCUCCCGCACGCGGGGUGCCCCUUCGCGCUUGCAGAUGCCAGCGCCACGGGGGGCGUCCGGGCGGAGAGGCCCCCGAGUGCGGCCCUUGGAGGAGGAGGAGGAGCCCCCCGCGAGUCCCACGCCCCAGCGGGGAGCCGGGACACGGGGGCUCCGGACGACCUGGGGACACCGCGGGGACACCCACCCGGGGACACCCCCCUCCUCCCGCCGCCCUCUCCCGGGGGCUCGCCGGCUCGGCCAGCCGCCCCGGGUUCCCAACCCCACGCCGUCGUGCCGUCGUCCUUCACUCCCGGAGGAAGACACGAGCCGGCCCACGACCUCGAUUGGAAAGUUCUAGAAAUAAACCGGAAGGCCGAUCUGGGGCCUGACGGCUGGACGGUCGGGGUUCCGGAUGGAGCUGGUGCGCCUGGACUUGCCGGCCCCCCCGCGCCCGGGACCCCCGACGUCCUCCAGAGCUACUCGGCCCAGCAGAGGGACCGGCUGCUCAUGCACCUGUCCAUGAAAACCCUGGAGAUCCAGAUGAAAGCCCCGUCGAGGGUCGUGCGGGACUCGUGCGCCCGGGCCCGCGCCGCGCACGGCGGGAGAGCAGCGCCGCCGCCGGGCAGCUGCGUGCACCCCGCGCCCCGGGCGCCCCGGCGGAGGAACCGAGUGCUGCUGCUGUUCGAGGAAAAAUCCCUCCACCAGAUCGACCUGGAUCUGCGCUCCCGCUACCUCCGCUUCCACCGGGGCCUCGCCCCGCACCGCGCGGCCCGGGAGCAGGAGAGCCGGGACCCCGGUCCCCCGCGCCGGGAGAACGCGGCGCUCCGCAGCCGAGCCCCGGAGCCCGGCAACCCGCGCGCCCGGCCCCCGGCUCCGUGCGCGCCGCUGCGGCUGCGCCCAGACGCCAGGCCGCCUUCCCCGCCCCGGCCCUGCGCCGCCGCCCGGGCGGAGGAGGAGAGACGGCCCGGCGUGCGCUUCCGCGAGCCCGGGCCGCGCCCAGCUCCGCCCCUCGGAGCCCGGGAAGCUGCCGGCGGCGUGGAGGGUUCGCACCCGAGCCCGGUUUCUGACCGUGUCUCGUCUCAGAGGGGCCCCGCUGCGGGGCUGAGUGACGACGACGAGGAGUGUACGUUGCUAGCUGGCACUUUGACGAAGGAACCGCGGGACAUCCCGUCCGAGCUGCGGAAGGGCCUGCCUUUGGGAGACAGCACUGACUUGAAGCCGCCGUUUCGCUGGGAAGUUCCGGGAGACCGUCCAAAAACGGCUUCUCGAAAACACGCCUUGAGUAUGCCCUCGCCCCCCAGCGGGUCCCCCAAAAGCGGGAAAUGCAGACCGCCCCCGAAAUGUCUAUCUCCGGACAGGCUGCGCCACAGCGCACCGAACGCUGUGGACGUUCACUCCGCGCCGUCCUCGGUACCGUUUGAUGGAGAGAAGAAGCUCGCGUGGACCACGUCGAGCACCGCAAGCUCCCUUUCAGCUUCCUCCUCCGGGUGGGUCACUCAAUUCCAUCCUGGGAAAAAGCACCGCCCGUCUCACGCGCAUCCGGAAAGCAAAGACAGAAAGAAGACCUCCUUUGAGGUCUGUGGAAAGCACGCGGGUCACCGCGGCCACCCCCGCAGCACAGAGAAGCGCGCCAGAAGGAAGGAAGUCGGGGACUGUGAAGCAGAGAACGCGACCUCUUCCCAAAGCAAACGCAGACCAGCAGCAAAACAUCAUCAGGGGGACAUCGACUUCGGCUCAGAAACACCAAGGCAACCCUUCUUCUACGCCUGCGUGCCCGCGGACACCCUGGAGAUCGUGCCCCAGACUGUGCGCUGGACGAUCCCCUCCAGAACCUUAAGGAAGAGAAACUUCAAAGUUCCCCUGGUGGCAAAGAUCACGAGUUCUUGGAAGAUAUGGGGUUCACAGAAAUAG
Molecule: messenger RNA, 8232 nt
Organism: Perognathus longimembris pacificus (Pacific pocket mouse)
Lineage: Eukaryota; Metazoa; Chordata; Mammalia; Rodentia; Heteromyidae
Gene: Lrtm3
Product: coiled-coil domain containing 168
Exons: 3
Coding region: 1-8232 (2743 amino acids)
Source: RefSeq, a predicted model, not a curated record